AGAUACAAGAAGUGGCGAUUGGAUCAAAUUGAGGAGGGCCUAGCCUUUUGUCAUCCCUGCUGGCCGGGUGAACUGGAGUUUGUGGAAAACGAGAGAAAUGUAAUGAAUGCAUACCGCUCACAGUACGCCACGGAUACCUGACCUCCCUACAUACUUGAGGGAAAUGGAUUCGCUUCUUUCCGUUAG
Molecule: messenger RNA, 186 nt
Organism: Dibothriocephalus latus
Lineage: Eukaryota; Metazoa; Platyhelminthes; Cestoda; Diphyllobothriidea; Diphyllobothriidae
Source: the annotation of a GenBank genome assembly